GUAAUAAGGAUGACAAUGCCUCGAAAUUCUUCUCUCUUAUCUCCACUUAUCAGUUGGAGUGUUUUUCCAAAGCGUGUUUUCCAUAUUUUCUGUUUUUCCGGCUCGGAAAUUGACGAUUUCUUGUCCAAAUUUUCUGCUCCUGUGGCAAAAUAAUUGAAAUAAAUCGAUUAAUGAACUUCUAUAACAUAUACGCUACAAUAUCCCGAGAGAAAAACAACUCCAUCCAGUCGACCAUUGAAUAAGUAAUGGAAUACGUCGUUAAAUCGCCAGAGCAUUGGAAAAUAGGCUUCAGCAUCUCAGAAUCCGGUUCAUCAUCCCAAACCGAACCAGUAGUCUUGCUCACGUUGCCUUUAGAAAAUGGCGGCGAGAAAGUGAUCGAAAUGUCGAUUAAAAUGUUCCACGUAUUACGACAACGAACCGCUUUACUAACCAAGUACCUCAUCUCGUUACAAGAGCAAUAAAACCACCAGUUAACAUCAUGGAACCACCACAAUCAUCCAAGAUAUUUCCAGCGAAUCACAAAACCGUGUUUCUCCUCGACCAUACACCUUAUUUCGGUAUAUCUUGCGGCGUUCAGUUAGAAUUCGGGUACACGAAGGGUAGACCAGGAUUAAUCCCUUUAUCGCCGAUUAGCAAAUCGUUAUGGACUUGCUCGGUCGAGGCAGCGAUGGAUUACUGUCGCAUAGUAUGGGAUUUAUUCCCCGAUGGUAAACUGAUCAGGUUCGUGAUCAGUGAUAGUUCGGCGAGAACGUUGAACUCUUGGACACCGGAUCAGCAAAACAUAUAUCAAGUGUUCGGUAGCUUGUCUGGAUGCGGAGCUCCUCCUAAACUGAACGCUACCUCAUCUCAGAGUGAAUUCUCGGUCAUACAUGGAUUUCGUACAGCGGUCGAAGCGAUGUGCGAAUGCUCCGAGAUACAGCACAGGAAACGUACGUCUUUGAACGAGAACGCGAUGGAGUUACAGAAUAGAUGUCGUUUGAUAUGCAUAACGUCGGCUAGAGAUAACGAGAGUGUUAAAAAUCUCGAAGAUAUAUUUCAAAACGAGCUAAUACGUACUAAUCGAGUAGCCACUGCUUCGGAUCACUUGGUGGCUGUCGAUCAUUGUCAUCUAAUCAUUCUGAAUGUGUUUCCUAAUUCGGGUCAUUCGUCAGUUACCGGACAUCCUUCGAUGCUGAGGAGUCCUAUUUUGACGACAGAAGUGUACAGCGUCGCUGCCGGUAAUCAACUGGCUCCGAAGAUGACUGAUUUAUUAUUAGCUCAUUAUAAUCUAGCUUCGACUACGGUUAUCGGUAUACCGAUGAAAGAAGAACAAAACGCCAGUUCUUCGGCUAACUAUAACGUCGAACUAUUCCACGCUUGCGAUGCUCAUACGGCCUUAUUGAAGAGUAACCCUAACGAACUGAAUCAAAUAAGCACCCCUAAAGAAGGCUCCAACUACGAAACCGUUACGUUAAAGUGGUGUACUCCUCGUAACAAUAACACCGCCGAUCUACAUAAUUGUACAACUUUACACAGAAUUACUCCAGCCGAGGUCAACAGUCGUCCUUCGGCUUGUCUAAUCACGUUUCUGCUCAACGGUCGUACAGUGAUGCUGGAAACACCUCGUAAAGUCGGUUCCAAAGGUAUGUCUCACAUGUUGACCUCAUACGGUGGUGAAAUCUUCAUACAGACCUUGAACCUAGGUCGUAGCGUACUCGAAGACCCUCCUUCGAUUAGCGAAGGCACCGGAGGACGCGUUACCGAUUAUCGUAUCGCCGAUUUCGGUUUAUUAAUGAGGCAGAAUCGACUGGUCCCACUGAAACGUCGUUUCUUGACCGAGAAAUCGGCCAAUAAAGAUGCCGAACUACCUUUGGAGAAAUCUAAAAAACGUCUGGAUAAGUUCACUAAGUAUUGGCCUUUGACGAUGUCGGCUAAUAUGAUAUUCAAUUACAAACAGUUAACCGAACCUUUACUUUCGAAUAUGCUCAAAGACGAGCUAACUCAAGAAGAGAUACUUCAAUGUAAACAAUGCGUUUAUAAUUUAAUCUCGUUAGAAGCUAAAAACGAACCUUUCCCUUCGAUUAGUGCGGGAUUCCAUCGAGGCAAAGGACCAAGACGAGAAGAACAAUACAAAGCACUCUGGACCGAACUAGAAUCCUACGUUAAAUUCCACAACUACUCCAAAGAUCAUCAAGAAAUCAUUAAUUGUUUAGUAGAAUGUCGUAAAAAACCAGAAUCGAUGAUUAAACUCGAAAAAAUCGAAAUCGAGCAAGCUUUGAAAGGUUACGAACACGAUCGCGAGCAAAUGAUGCAACGUGAUACGGUCAUAAGGACUACGUUCGAUUCGCCCAUGUCUCCUACACCUAGCGGUCAAACCAAUGGUACCGAAAAUGGUAAAACUAGUAUCAAACAUAAGUCUGUUUACGAGUACUUCAUGUCGAAGAAAAAGAAAAACGAAAAAUUAGCCGGUGAACUGAAAGCUACUCCUACUCCUAUCGGAUAUAUUACUAGGCUUUAUCCGCAACUUAACGAUGAUUUGCCUCAAAAUGUGAAACCGGUCGUUGAGCAAUAAUUUUCAUUGAAAUUUUGUACGUUUGUCAAUCAAAUAGCCAAUAGGUACUGAUUGUAUUUAUUAUUCGAGUCUUGAUUUCAUUUUUAUUUAUUCCAUUUGUAUUUAUAACUUGUACGUUUGUGUUUUGUGAUAUGAUAUUUAUAAAAAUAAAAUUAAUAUUUUCUAAAUA
Planococcus citri (citrus mealybug) is the source of this 2720-nucleotide messenger RNA. It is a transcript of the gene asun, whose product is annotated as integrator complex subunit 13 asun. Gene Ontology annotation, biological process: centrosome localization; regulation of mitotic cell cycle. Bases 479 to 2551 code for a protein of 690 amino acids. The transcript has 3 exons. Lineage: Eukaryota; Metazoa; Arthropoda; Insecta; Hemiptera; Pseudococcidae. The record is from RefSeq and is a predicted model, not a curated record. Gene Ontology annotation, cellular component: integrator complex.